Blastomyces dermatitidis ER-3 is the source of this 4424-nucleotide messenger RNA. Its product is annotated as Sep4b. Gene Ontology annotation, biological process: cytoskeleton-dependent cytokinesis. Gene Ontology annotation, molecular function: GTPase activity; molecular adaptor activity; GTP binding. The coding region runs from base 1095 to 2891 and encodes 598 amino acids. Gene Ontology annotation, cellular component: microtubule cytoskeleton; cytosol; septin complex. The transcript has 4 exons. Lineage: Eukaryota; Fungi; Ascomycota; Eurotiomycetes; Onygenales; Ajellomycetaceae. The record is from RefSeq and is a predicted model, not a curated record.
AAAUAACAUAAAAUAAAAUAAAUAAAAAUAAUGUCCAAAGAGGCCUAACGCGGUAAUUUCGUUCAUCUUUUCGCCUGCUUGCUCGCUGUAUCGUAUCUUCAUCUCCUUCAUCAUCUUCCCUCCCUCCUCCCCGUCCGUCCAUCCUUUUCUCUUCUUUUUCUCUUUCUCUCGUUCGUGUGCGCUGUUAGUGACGCAUCCCCUUUUCUCUGCCAACCCUUGCUCUGCCGGGUUAGUUAUUAUUAUAUCACCAACCCCCCUGCGACGUUCGUCGAGUGAGACUUGGUUGGCGCUCUUCGCAGUGAGUGCAGUGGUUAGUGCCUCUGUUGGUCUCCUGUGGCUUUAAGGGGGUUCUCCUCAUCUGCUUCACGCAGCAAGCCAGGCUCGAUCGACUUCGACUGGGACGUCCCUCUCUCUCCUCUCUCUCUCUCUGUUCUCCCUCCUCCCUCUAAAGUUACCUCCGUUCCUUUCACUAUUCUUCGCUUCGAUCUCUCUCUCUCUCUCUUUUGUAUCUAUCCCUUGUGCUCCCGCCGUCUGCGUGUUAUUAUUGGGGGCGAUCGGCACACCAACUCUCGAACGAUCGAAAUUUACAUACCCGGAGCUCUUCCUCUUUUUCAAGGCUGGUCUACUUUCAUUGACAAUCGCUUGCUGGGCUUGUUGAUGUCGUCGUCUCCUACCCACCCUUUAGUUCUUAUAUCUCAAUCCCAUCGUUCAUCUCCUUUUCCUCUCUGCCGGGUGAUUGAUUGAUCUCGUUGGCUUUGCGCCAGUUGGACCGACCUUAGAAACUCGCACACCCUGUACGAUCUCACGUAUCGCAUCCAUCGCUUCGCAUCGAAUAUCCUGUCGCCCUCCGUGGUGCUGUUGGCUAUCCUAUUCUGCUUCCGUCCAUAGGGUUUCCCAUAAUUCCACGUUAUUCUAACUCUACAUUUCUCCCCACUCAAAACUACUGUUCGGUACCAAAAGGAGCAAGUGAAGUCAUCGCAAAGGUGACUGAGAAGGUGGGGUUACAAGGCUUUCAAACCAGCCCGACGGGGAAAAAAAACAAGUUCCUUAAAAAUCGCCCAUACGGUUUACAUUGGCAAGGCACUAAAUCCAACAUGUCUAGUCCAGCGAGCCCACCAACCCCUGGACACAGCCCGCACCCGGACGCCCUUCCAACUGUCACUGAGAACGGUACCGCCAAUGCCAAUUCUCAAACCGCAAGACGAACAUCUCUAGGUUUCCUUCGUCGUUCAAAGUCCACUGAACCUCUCAGUACGGAUCGCAAAGCUUCAGGAGGGAGAAUGAGCAAAAGGAUGCAGAAGGAAAUGGCUAAAGAAGAGAUGCUACGACGUCAGCGCGAAGCUGCUGCUGUCCCGAAACAUGCCCCACGUCUUCCAGACCUGCCCGCCCCUCCCCAGCUCAACACUUUUGGCGGCGAAAACGCUCGACAGGAGCACCUGACCGUUACGUCAAAUCGCGGUGGCAGUUACAUUGAUCCAAACGCACCGGCGUCUCCGUACGCUAGUGCAGCUGGAGUGAGGAAUAGCGAAAUUGUUGACCCAUACGCGAGAACAGAGAGCAUGACACACCGUGGCCGAUACAGCUAUGCGAGCAGCGCCGUCAGUACCAUCAAUAGCCCACGGAGAGUGCGAAGACGCAAGGACCCAACCCCGUACAACAUUCUUGUCAUUGGUGCUCGUAAAUCCGGAAAGACGUCCUUCCUCAAUUUCCUGCGUACCUCCCUCCAGCUUCCACCGAAAAAACGCCCCACGCGAGCUCCAGAUGAAUUCGACGAGCCCCAGCAAGUGUCAGCAGCUAAUAACAAUUUCACCUCGCACUACCUGGAAACUGAAAUUGACGGAGAGCGCGUAGGCCUUACACUGUGGGAUUCGCAGGGAUUGGAGUCUAAUGUUGUUGAUCUGCAGCUGCGUGGGAUCACGACCUUUUUAGAGAGUAAAUUCGAAGAAACCUUUAACGAAGAGAUGAAAGUAAUUCGCGCGCCUGGCGUGCGCGACACUCACAUUCACUGCGCGUUCCUCAUCCUCGACCCUUCGCGGCUGGAUGCCAAUAUUGCCGCUGCCCACGAGUCAAUGGAAGAUCCGGAGAAAUCGUCGAGUGUGCGUCUUAUUGGAGGGCUGGAUGAAAACCUGGACAUCCAAGUGAUCCGUACCAUGCAAGGAAUGACCACCGUCGUGCCAAUCAUUAGCAAAGCCGAUACCAUCACCACCGGCCACAUGGCUUUCCUCAAAAAGACAGUAUGGGAAAGCCUCAAGAAGGCUUGCUUGGACCCGCUGGAGGUCUUGACGCUUGAGGACCAGGAUGAUACUUCUUCGUCCGACGGUUUGGACAAAUUCGAUGAGCAGGAUGAAGACGAGUUGAUCCAACGUGAAGACGCCGAAGCUGAAGCUGAUGCCCAAGCCCAAGCUCACGGCGAAGCGGGAGCCGAAAUGGAUGGCGGGGUCGUAAAACCAACGACUGGCCGCCGCACCCCUGAUUCAGACACAGUCCCCAUGUCCCUCCCAAUCACACAAUCGCCCUCCUCCCGCCAGAACAACGGUACGUCCAUUUCUAGCAUCAACGCGAACAUCAACGCAAACCCGGAAUACCCCUUCCUGCCGCUGUCGAUCCUCUCACCCGACCCGCACUCUCUCGAGGAUAACAACGGACCCAUCGGUCGCAAGUUCCCCUGGGGUUUCGCCGACCCUUAUAAUCCCGAACACUGCGAUUUUGUAAAGCUGAAGGACACCGUGUUUGGGGAGUGGCGCGGCGAGUUGCGCGAGGCCAGUCGGGAAGUGUGGUACGAGCGAUGGAGAACUAGUCGCCUUAACAAUAAUGGUAAUGGACCUGGUAGAUCCUCGAAUAAAAAUGGUGUCCGUGGUGGUUCGGGGAGGAGUGGGCGUGCAACUCGAUGAUUUUCUUCCCUUUCUUCUUCUUCUUCGUUCAUUCUUUCCUUUCCUUUUAUUUUUGAUUUGAUUCGAAUUGAUCUGGACAUUUUGAGAGAGUGUUGUUGUGCCAAUUUUUGUUUUUGAUGCGACAGGCUGCUGACCCGUCAACAAUAUGUUUCUUUCUUUCUAUCUUGCAGGUCUUGAAAAUAUCUCCACCAUUGCUGCGUUAUCGCGCGAAUUUCAAUCGAGAGGCUGAAGAAAGAAUAGGAGAGCUUGCGUCGACUGGCAAGUUUUGGUCGAAAGAAAUUUUUUGAAAAGAGAUAAAAAAAAAAAAUAUAAAUAAAAUAAAGGAGAGAGAGGAGGAAGAGGCAGUGGGCAUGUCGCUCAGUUAUCUGAGGGGUGACCCUGCCUUCCUUUCUCACACAGUUUGUUUUGUGUAAGAUGAUGGACGGAUAUUUUCUUUAUUUGCUAUUCUAUUCUCCUUUCCGUUUCUACUUCUACUUCUGCUUUCUACUUCCACGCUUUAACCAACACAUAUAUCCCCCAAAUCUUUCCUUUCGCUUGUCCUGUUUUCUUUUAUUCAUAUUGGGUUUUUUUUCCCCUUUACUUCAUUUCACCUCUUGUCUUAUUUCCCCCCGUCCCCGGCAAUGCGUUUCUCGUUGAGGCGGCCUUUGUUUUUACUUACUUUCUCCUUCUUGCUUUUCGCGUAUCCAACGCUGCUCUGGGCUGUAUGUUUCAAACAUGAAUUUUUACUUCCAACUUCCUACUUCCAUACUACUUCUUCCUUGAUUCCAUCCCCCCUUAUUUCUUUCACCCCCUACUUUUCUUGUUCUCAGCGCUCUUCGAACGGGUCUCACAUAGCUUGCCUGGGCUACUGUCUGCCUCUAUCCCUAUUUUACAUUUCCUUUUCUUUUUUUCUUCUUUUAUUUCCCUUUCGUCCUGGAAUGCCAGCAAGUCUUUUUUGUCUUUUCAAAACGAUGAAGAACUCUUCAAAUCUGAUUGAUACGUCCAUCCAUUCCAUCUACCAUAGUCUUCUUCUACUACAUACAGCCUUUGGCUCAAACAAACUCCAAUUACCUAGGUACUACUACCCCCAUCCUUAGCUCAGUUUAGCUUUACCUAGCUUAACCUGUUGACAAUCUUUUAUGUCUGAAUUUUUUUUUUUUUUUUAAAUCUUCACCCAUUGGGACUUACAAAAGAAAACUCAAAUUUUCUCAUUUUUCAUAUCUGUUUCUUUGCGUAGCGAGUAGUUUUUCGCUCUUCUACUUCCUAUCACAUGUGAGAACAAACAACUGUGUGCAUGGAUAUGUAGAUGUACGUUGUUGUUCUAUCUAUCAAGAGUUAUCGGGUUUUCCAUCGUCCCCCGAUUUGCGGAUCACACGGUAUUUAUUACAUACACCCCAUCUAGCCUUUCAGCGACACAGAUAACACAACAGAAAAACGAAAUAGGCAUCUAUGCGCAAUGGAUGGAAUCCACAAGACGCGUCGACUAUGGGCAAAAUUCCCCUCUUUUUCACUAGUUAUCUAUCCCCCCAAAAAUAAAACACAAAGGAUUCGUUC